GCGCAACGCAGCCGCAUCCUACCGAACUGCGAUACAUGUUUCACAUCUGUGAUUUGAGUUGAGGCCGAUAGCCGGUUUGAGGCUAAACAAUACUAUUUCACCGUCGAACAGGCUGCGUAUAACCUAUCAUUGCUGGAUAUCAAGCUAUACACGACUCAGGAGGUUCUCGAUUCACUCAACCCCUCCUUGAACUUCCGCAUACCAUCCAGGAGGUCUCCUGUACCCAUGCAACGUCGAAAAGUCCAUGCAUAUCCACGAAGAGGUCAUCAACACUUCAUAACUCCAUCAUUGAAUAGAAAGAACAUUGGAGCCGUGGUCCAGACUAGCCCCUUGCGGACUAGAUACAUAUUUGCUACCACCUACGACUUUCACAACCAGUGACAUGAACCUCUACACCAAAUCAAUCGCCCCGAAACAGUUACUUAGAGCAAAGCCUCAAUAUCCAAUUCAACACAUCUUCCGUUAUCACUCCGGUGUGAACACGCUGCACAGCAAUACCACUGCUUUGGCCACCUCAUCUCACCACGCAUUCACAACCGUCAAUUCUAGAAUACAUACUAGACAAACCCAUCACAAAACCCCCACCACAACCCUCCAAGCCCAAAAGCGCAAACACUCCCCCUUCCAAACUCUUCUCACACGAUCCAUGUCCACCACCAAGCGCCUCAAGCUCCCCAACAUGCGCCCCACCAAACCCGCCACCCAGUCCCCCAGCACCCCCCUAAUAAUCCGCUUCUACGACCCCACCACCCGCGCCAAAGACAGCCACGGCCGCACCCAGUCCCAAAUCCUCGCAUGGCCCAACAACGAGCUAGAAGCCUGCCACAACUACAUCCAGAUCCUGUUCCCGCUGCCCGAGGGCUCGCCGUUCAACUUCGCGGCGCCGGUCAUUGAUCGGGAGGUUAUGCUGGCGUUUCGGGCGAGGGGGGAGUUGAGGAGUGGGUUGAAGAGGAGUUUUGAGCGUAUGUUGGGGUUUUAUGGGUUUAUGCUUGAGGGUGGGGGUGAGGAGACGGAGAUAGAGGUGGAGAAGCCAGACCAAGACCGCACGAACGACGAACCCGAAACGACAGUACCAGACAAGGAAACCACCCCAUACAGCAUAGUACGCGCCCCCCACUGGCCCCGCGCCUCGCGCAACUGGGCCCGCAGAGUAGACCACAACCACCUGCGCAUCACACGCAUCCUGCGCUGUCUGCGCGUGCUGGGCCUCGAAGAAGAGUGUGUGGCGUUUUUCGCGGCGCUGCAGGAUGUUUAUGAUGAUCCUGGGAUUCAGAUUAGUGAGCGGUCGAUGAUGUAUUGGGGACGUGCUGUUAUGCGGCCGUUGUUUGUUGCGCCGGAUGAUGAGGAGAUUGCGUGGUUGAGGGUGUGGGAGGAGGGGGAAGGGGGGAAACUGGGGGAGGAGGGGGAGAAGAGGAAGAGAGGGGGUGAGGGGGAGGGGGAUGAGUAG
Molecule: messenger RNA, 1447 nt
Organism: Dothidotthia symphoricarpi CBS 119687
Lineage: Eukaryota; Fungi; Ascomycota; Dothideomycetes; Pleosporales; Dothidotthiaceae
Exons: 2
Coding region: 383-1447 (354 amino acids)
Cellular component (GO): membrane
Molecular function (GO): opioid growth factor receptor activity
Source: RefSeq, a predicted model, not a curated record